This is a messenger RNA of Mesorhabditis belari, 345 nucleotides long. NCBI's taxonomy places the organism in Eukaryota, Metazoa, Nematoda, Chromadorea, Rhabditida, Rhabditidae. The record is from the annotation of a GenBank genome assembly.
AUGGAUCUCACCUACUUCCCAUUUGACGUGCAAACGUGCGUGGUCGGCUUUGAUACUUAUACUUAUAACUAUUCAAUGGUCACUCAAAAUGGAGCGAUUUGGAGAGAUUUUGAUAAAAGGAUAUUCAAAAGUGUUGAUGAGAAGCUGAUAAAGCUCACUCUUGGCCUUACCACAAUGAUGUCAAUGACCGUUCUCCUCGACUUAGUCUCAAAUCAAAUCCCAAAGACAUCACAGUUUCCAGUGCUAGGAAUCUAUGUAAUAAUUGAUUUCUGUAUCAUUGGAGUUAGCUGUGCAUUGAUUGUGAUUUUGCCGAGAGACAAAGGGUCAUGGAAAGCGAAAGAAGCG